This is a messenger RNA of Camelina sativa (false flax), 861 nucleotides long. RefSeq lists its product as uncharacterized. The record is from RefSeq and is a predicted model, not a curated record. Lineage: Eukaryota; Viridiplantae; Streptophyta; Magnoliopsida; Brassicales; Brassicaceae.
AUGGAUUCAGAGGACUCCAGUUUGAAUCCAUAUCGUUUCUCUCCUGGCUUCUUUGAUCUCCUCCAAAGUCAGCUUGAUACCCGCACAAGCAUUGACUCUCCUUAUGAGAGUCAAUGUUCUGACGUACCACCUGCAGCUGCAUCACCUGUUGGUAACCGCCGAGCAAGGCAUGCUUGGUUACCAGCAGAUGAUGUGAUGCUUGUCAGUGCUUGGCUAAACAUGAGUAAGGACCCGAUUACAUCAAACGAGCAGAGACGUGGAGCCGUUUGGGGAAGGAUUGCGGAUUAUGUAUCUAAAUGUCUGAAUGUUGUUGGUCGACCAAAGAGAGAGUCAAGUCAUUGUAAGCAGCGGUGGGGUAAGAUCAACGACACUGUGUGCAAGUUCGUUGGCUGUUAUGAAGCUGCGACAAGGGAGAAAUCUAGUGGGCAGAAUGAAGAUGACGUUAUGAAGCUAGCUCACCAGAUUUUCUUCAAUGAUCAGAACGACACGGUGUGUGAGGAUGGUUCUGCACAUCCUUCAACCUCCGAAGCUCCCAUUGAUGUCGAGGAUGAACCUAUGCAUCGUCUUACUGGUGUUAAGGCUGCAAAGGUGUUGAGAGGAAAGGCUAAGAAGAACAUCAACACUAAAGCGGAUGUAGAGGGAGAUGCUAAAGCUUUGUUGGAGUUUCAGAUGCAAGAGGUUGGGAGGAUGUAUGAGAUGAAGCAAAAGGACUUUGCUUUGAAAGAGAUGGAGUUCGCUCUGAAAGAGAAGCAUAGCAAGCAUGUGAUGCUUGAAAAUCUAACUGCAAACAAAGAUUCACUUACUGAAUCGGAAAAAGCUUUGAAGGACAAACUAAUUGAUGACAUGUUGUCAUCAGUUUGA